AUGUCGUCGCAAUCAGGUUUUAAUGCAAAAGACCAGAUCGAAAGAGACGUAACCGGAGAGGUACAGGGUCAUUUCCAUGAGUCGUAUUUUGAACAUCAAUGUGUGGUGGGAACGGAAAAAGACGUGUUGAUAACGGACAUUCGUGGUUCGGGGUGGUUUGUUGGCCUGCGUCGUUGGUGGCAUGGGUUGUUUCUGCUGUGGCACGGAGAUGAGCGAUGCCGGGUGUAUUACUCCAGCUCACACGCGCUACGAUUGGCGCGCGCGCGCCAGUUCCGUCGAUAUAGAGGACGCAUACAUCCUCUCAGCAAAUUCAGUAAUAUAUGGGCUGUGUUGAUGCUGGUCGUGACCAUUACUAACAGAGUAGUGUUUCAUCACAAUACCUCGGUGAUGUACGGGCGACUACAGCCAAUGACGCAUAUUAUAGGUGUUGUUCUGGAAGCGAUCACGCUGAUGGACAUUGUGGUCAACUUAAAGUCGGGAUAUGUGGACGUUGACGCGCGCGGGAUCGUGUUAAACUCCAAGGAUGGACUCGUACACUACUGCUCUACCAAACUAUUCUUCCACGUCGUUUCAGCCAUACCGUUGCAAGGAAUCAUGCUCCUAAGAUACCGACUACAACCUUGCACACUGUGUAACGCGAACAAAUUCGUCUGUUGCUUGAAAUUCUUGAGCGUAUUCUCUUUGAUUAGAGUUUACGAAGUGACUCGUUACUGGACUAGAGAUAGAACAUCUUUCAACUUGACAUACUUCUUCAAACUCUUACGCAUUCUCGUCGUAGCCGGAAUAACAUUUUUACAGUUCUUGAACUUCACAGAUGCGGUAAACAUUUGGAUAAUUUCGGAGACUAACUACAUAGUACCCAAUUCCUUUUUAUACCAAAUAUUGGAAGUUAAAAGAUAUUUAUUGGAGGAUUCAUGGAAUAGCUUUUUCACCAGUGUACAGAUUUCAAUAAUUUGCAAAUUUCUAUUUUUAUUUAACUUUUCCUAUGGUGGCGAUGCCAGUAUUAAGUAUCCAUACUAUAUUGAUGCUAUACAGUGUUUAAUGGGAUUUGUGCUAGCAAACUUGUUCAAAAUUUGGGCUUUCGUUGAGUGGUACACGGUGAUUCGUCGUCAGAUGACAGUAGAAGAUCACAUGAUUGAACACAAAAAAAUGACGAUGAAUUUUAUGCGCUCACGUCAAGUGUCGGAUCAGUUCGGUUCCAAGAUCGAGAACUACUACGACUUCAGUGCGAGUAAGAUGAGAGUGAUAGAGAAAUUGAACGAGCUGUAUCAACUGCUGCCGACAUGUAUCAUUAGGGAGAUCAAGAUGAACUCCUACUAUCGCUAUGUACGGAGGAUUCCCUACUUUGCUGAGUGGCCCAGCGAGGUGGUCGAAGACUUAGUCAUAUUGUUGAGAGAAGAAGUAUACUUAGAGGAAGACGUAGUAGCUCCAAAGUGGUCGCAGGGCGAGGGGCUGAUGAUAUUGCAUGUAGGGAUGCUAGCCGUGUACAAUGCGGAGCAGAAGGAAGUCGGCCACCUUAUCGAUGGCGAUUACUUCGGAGAGUUGUCUUUGGUCACGGACAGAGAAGUCCGCACCUCAGAAGUGGUUGCGAUAACUUCUUGCAAGAUACUAAUACUGUACAAGAAAUCAUUCAGGAGAUUUAUGAGACAGCAUGUAGAGUUGUUUUUUGGUUUAAGACAGACAUUGAGGGAUAAGUUUUACAAAGAAUCAUCUAAAAGCACUGAUGGCAAUAAGCAUACCAGUUCUGCAACUGAGCUUCCUCUACCAGCGGCACCAACUGCACCACGGUCACCGCCAUCAUCAAUUCCACCCGCCACCCAAACGUCUCAGGACUCAUUAAAGAAAGAUCAAAUAAAGUCAGUAUUCGAAGCACUUAAAAAUAAAAAUUUACAGCGUAAUCUGCAACUCGAUUUCCAAGAUACAGCUGGUCGCAACUCUAUGACACAAACUGAGCAACCAAAGGGGAUUCCGAUGUCGGUUAUCGCUAUACUCCAUCAGCUGCUGCUGGCCUUCAAACAUCUUCCAAAGAGACCGUACAUUCCUCUCCUUUGGAUGACUCGAGCCGGACGGCACCCGAAGAUACAAGGGGCAUCAAUCUGUCAUCCCGUGGACUACAAGGAGCUGGAACUUCUCAAAGCUCUUUAUCUGCAAGAGUUCGGAGGCAAAUGCAACUCUCAAAGUUAUCUAAGAAUCAAAACAGACGACUACAAUGAAUGUGUGUUAGGACCCUAG
Molecule: messenger RNA, 2232 nt
Organism: Pectinophora gossypiella (pink bollworm)
Lineage: Eukaryota; Metazoa; Arthropoda; Insecta; Lepidoptera; Gelechiidae
Exons: 5
Coding region: 1-2232 (743 amino acids)
Source: RefSeq, a predicted model, not a curated record